Odocoileus virginianus texanus is the source of this 1947-nucleotide messenger RNA. The record is from RefSeq and is a predicted model, not a curated record. Lineage: Eukaryota; Metazoa; Chordata; Mammalia; Artiodactyla; Cervidae.
AGAGCAUUCUGGGACGUGUAGUUUCGGAGGCUUCCUGUGAUUCGGAACUUCCGCUCCGGGAAAGCGCGGAGGGGUUAUUCGCUCCGCUGGGGAAAUAAAAAGACAUAAUCCAGCGCUGUGCGUCUCCGGUGGUAUUUCGCCUACCGGAGCGCGAGAACACGAACCUCGCUGCUUUCGUGGAUUCUGGGAAAUUCGAUUGAGGCCGGGGACGUUUCACUUCCUGUAAGGGGGCGGGGCAAUGACUCCUACCCCUCUUGUGGGUCCUGGGAAAUGUAGUCCAGGAGCUCCGAAUAGUUGGAGGUAUUUCCGCUUUAGGAGGUUGCGAUUGCGGACUUCGAUUCUCUCGGGUAGAAGCAGCAGAGAUACAAGAUCUAGAAGACUAGCUCCUUUGUGAGAGUGGAUUCAGGUUCCUCCUGCCUCUGGACCUCACCGAGCCUCGGCUUUCUCGUCUGUUAUGUGGGAACAACAGUCGUGAUCAUCAUCAUUUAUUGAGAACUUUCUAAAAUGCCAGCUGAGGAGAGGCACAGAGGUGGAGGUGAUCAGACCAGCGUCACACCACUUGUACGACACUAGAUUCUUCACAGGCCUUCCUAAGACUCAGCAAUUCCCAAGGAGGAGGACAAAAUGUCCAAGUUCAAGGAGGCAGUGACCUUCAAUGAUGUGGCCGUGGUCUUCACAGAGGAGGAGAUGGGGCUGCUGGACUUGGCCCAGAGGAAGCUGUACCAGGAAGUGAUGCUGGAGAACUUCCGGAACCUGCUCUCAGUGGGACAUCAAUCCUUCACACCAGAUGUACCAUCCCAGUUAGAAAGAGAAGAAAAGCUGCAAAUGAUAAAGACAGCAGCCCAGAGCUGUUGUUCCUCAGGAAAUCAGAAUCUAAAUGCCAUAGAGACUCUUGGAGAAGUUGGAUUAAGGUAUCUGCCCCACGAAGAGUUUUUCUGCUCAAAAAUCUGGCUACAAGUUACAGAGGAAUUAACCAGGUGUCGAGAUUCCAUGGAAAUUAUUCAAGGAAUUGGUUCUCAAUUGGAAAAACAAAAUGACACACUCUAUAAAGAUGAGUUCAGUAAAGACUUCACUCAGAGUUCACAUCUUCAAGUUCAGUGCAGAGACUACACUGGAGGAAAACCCUAUGAAGGGGUGGAGUGUGGGAAGGAUUUCAUAUGGGGCUCUCACCUUCAAAUGAACCAGACAGCCUCCACAGGAGAGAAGCCCUAUAAAUGUGAAAAAUGUGAAAACACCUUCCGUCGGUUUUCAAGUCUUCAAGCCCAUCAGAGAGUCCACAGUAGAGCAAAACUGAAUAAUCAUGAGACGUCACAUACAGGUUUUAGUCAGAGGUCAUAUCUUCAUCAACAUCAAAGAGUCCCCACUGGAAAGAAUCCACACAGAUUAGAGGAGUGUGGGAGGAACAUCAGAAAAAGCUCACAUUUUCAGGCUCCUCUGAUAGCCCACCCAUUGGAGAAACCCUAUAAAUGUGAGGAAUGUGGGCUGGGCUUCAGUAAGCGCUCCUAUCUCCAUGUCCAUCAGAGAGUUCACACGGAAAAGAAACCUUAUCAAUGUGAAGAUCUUAAUGUUCAUUGUGGAAUCCACACAGGAGAGAAGCCCUAUAAAUGUGAGAAGUGUGGGAAAGGCUUCGGCUGGGCCUCAAGUCUUCUGGACCAUCAGAGAGGCCAUAGUGGUGAGAAACCCUAUCAAUGCGAUGCAUGCGGAAAGGGCCUUCUGAGAAUUCGGGGGGUAUGCCCACUCGGCUUUCUGGGCAGUGUAGUCAACAAGUUCGGUAGGCUCUCGGAGUCUUCCGCGCAGGCGCGACCCGGAGAAGGGACUUCUGGGAAGUGUCUCUCCAGAGUAGCCUCUGGAUGGAACUUCCUCUCUGGGCGGAACUUAUGCUUUGGGCGGUCCUGUUAUCCCCCUCUCCUACCUGACAGCGGGGUGAGUGGUUUCCGCUUUAUGUGA